AUGACACACGCCCGCACUUGGCUGCCCUGCUUACUGCCUCAGAUUCUGUUCCAAUUUUGGCUUGCCAGUGUGCUGCAGAGAGUAUCCACCGUGGUUUCCUCUCUCAAACUCAAACUGGAGCAGCCGGUUAUAUUCUCCAUUCCUAGUUUCAAAGUUAAAGUUUGUCACUCCCUACUUGAUUUAGGCCCAGAUGCCACUAAGGAUCCAUGCCUGAGGGUUCGCUGUCCUCCUCACAAGGUCUGCGUCAGCCAGGACUUCCAAACUGCCAUCUGCACCAAUCACAAGCAACCAGCCCACAGUGUGAAAGCCAGGAAAGGCAGCGUAGGCCACAAGCACGGGCUUGAAGCUGGAGCUCAUGGGAAGUGUAAGGUGUGCUCAGCCCUUCAGUCUUCUCCUGUAUGUGGCUCUGAUGGACACACCUACUCCUCCAAGUGCAAGUUGGAGUUCCAGAGCUGCUUAUCCGGGAAGACAAUCUCUAUUAGGUGUGAUGGACUGUGCCCCUGCUUGCCUGGCCAUGAGCUCCACAAACCCCCACACAAUGCAGAGAAGGCUGCUUGCAGUGAUGCCGAGCUCCACAGUCUGGCUGCCAGACUGAAGGACUGGUUUGGAGUUCUCCACCUUGAUGCCAACAGAGACCUCAAAUCCUCUGACAGCUCUGACUCCACCACUGGACACUUUGACACCAGCAUCUUGCCCAUUUGUAAGGACUCCCUGGGCUGGAUGUUCAACAAACUGGACAUGAACUUUGACCUCCUGCUGGACCAAUCUGAGCUGAGUGCCAUCUACUUGGACAAGUAUGAGCUGUGCAUGAAGCCCCUUUUCAACUCCUGUGACUCCUUCAAGGAUGGCAAGCUUUCUAACAAUGAGUGGUGCUACUGUUUCCAGAAACCUGAGGGACUGCCUUGUCAAACAGAGAAGAGCAGGAUCCAGAGUCGAAGAAAGAGCCUCAUAGGCUCUUACAUUCCUCGCUGUACUGAGGAGGGCUACUACAAACCAACCCAGUGUCAUGGCAGCACUGGCCAAUGUUGGUGUGUGGACAAAUAUGGCAAUGAGAUUGCUGGCUCCAGAAAACAGGGCAACCCCAACUGCGACGAAGACCAGGAGACAUCAGGGGAUUUUGGCAGUGGUGGUGCAGUCAUUCUCCUUGAUGACCAGGAGGAAGUGCCAUCACAGAAUGGACGGAGUGGACGGCAGAAGAAGAGAAGGGGCCGAAUUCAUCCCCGAGGCACCAUUGAGGAUGAUGAAGAUGAGGAAGAAUACAAGGAUGAUGAAACUGGUUACAUUUGGUAGCUCUGCUUCAUUUUACUUUGCCAUCAGCUGACCAGGAAACUCCGUAAACUCGGCACAGAUCUGAAGCCAUUCCAAUGUCUCUUCCACCAGUUACCUUGGCAGUAGUCCAUCCUUUGACUCCUGAACCUGCUCUUGUAAUCCCUACCCUUCAUUGAAAUCUCUCUCUUCAGUGAACCUUCAUACCUUCAGACUCGCUCAGUGUCAAGUCGUUUGCUCUUUCCUCAGACAGGAAGAAUGAGCCUGUUAGAUUUCUGCUCAGUCUGUCCACAUUCUGCUUGUACUUCCCCCAAACAAAAUUCAGCCUGGACCCUUCAAACAUGGACACCCCUCCAUUAUCUUUUCAACUCUCUGUCUCUGUCCUUUCUUUCCUACUGCUGAAUGUCAAUAUCAGUGUCUGGUCAGUCUGUCAGCCCAGAUGCAUUAGCUUGAUGUAUUGGAUGUAAAUAUGUUUCCUUGAAGGAGGCUUGAUUGUGGAUUCCCUUCUCUGUUAAUCCAGCAGAGGCCCAUUCUUAUGUUAUGUAUCCCACCACUGGUCUCCUUUCCAGUAUCCAUGCAUCUUUCUGCAGAAUGCUGCCAUAGUUUCAGGCUCUGAGAUGCUCCCUCUGUUAUUCCAUGGAGGAUUGUAAAUUUACUAAUUGUUGAUCUUGAACGUCCCAGAAAGUCCAGGAAGCACUGAAAUUAAUGAUGUAUUGUCGUUGUUGUUGCAUGUUUCUCAUCGUGUAUCUGUAAAAGAGAGAUUUACCUGGCCAGGUCCAGCUCUAUGCAUCUCAAAUCAGAAAGUGAUGCCUAUUUGGCUGCUACAAUACUUGUUGCUAUGUUGAUGCUGUCUAGUGUCCUUUUGGUUCUUCUCCCAAUCUCAGGAGGUAGCAAGUUGCAUUGAAGUGAGAUAGUAGGAUAGAAAAAGCUAACUGCAUGGCCUACAGUGCAAAUCUGUGGCAACCCAGCCAGCUGUUCUUUUGCUAAUUGGUCAGUAAAGCUACUGAGGCCUUUUGACUGUGCACGGACACUAGAGGAGGAUGCUGCUCCUGAGCUGGGAGGACAUGAGACGUCCAGCAGAGACGAGGCUCUGCUCUGCCUCCCGACAUUGGAUAUGUUCAGUGAUUUGAAAUUGAAAUCUUUACCAUGUCGACUACGUGAACUUUUAUUUGUAACUUUGAAAAUUUAAGUAAAGUGGCACUUUGAGUGUCUUUUGAACCUUACA
Molecule: messenger RNA, 2491 nt
Organism: Menidia menidia (Atlantic silverside)
Lineage: Eukaryota; Metazoa; Chordata; Actinopteri; Atheriniformes; Atherinopsidae
Source: the annotation of a GenBank genome assembly